AUGAAAAACACAACUACUGUAAAGGAACUAAACACUUCAGGGACCGGAAAGAACAGAUUCAAAUAUCAAUCAUUCAAAGAAAGAGUUAAAAAUGUAAAAAUUGAUGCGGUUAAAAGAGAAAGAAAGGAAUACGAGCCUGAAGUUUCAUAUUUUCAUUCAGCACUUGAAUCAUGGAGAGAGCUCAACCUUACCUUACAUUUUACAGCUUUUAUGCGAGAGAUACGGUCGAUAUCACAGACGCUUCCACAAAUAUUAUAUCACAAAGAUGAGAUAAUCAACAUAUUAAAGAAACAUUUGCGAGUACGAGAUAGUUUAGCGUAUGAGCCAUUGCUGGAUUUAACGACUAAGCUUGCACAUGAUCUGGAAGAAGAUUUCUAUCCAUAUUUCGGAGAAAUUAUAGAAUGUGUUAUUGAAUUGACUAAAUACAGAGACGUGGAAAUAUUGGAGUGGACGUUUAACUGUAUUACGUACUUGUUUAAGUAUUUAUCAAAACAACUUGAGAAUGAUCUAUGCUUUACGUAUCGCUUGUUUGCACCUUUGUUGGGCGAAUCAACUUCGCAACGCCCAUAUAUUCGGCAGUUUGCUGCUGAAGCGUUUGCAUACUUGUUACGUAAAGCAAAGGAUGACAAACUUGGGGAAGUUGUAAGGUAUGCAUUGCAGCCGCUUCGAGAUAAUCCGUCUUCCAAAGAUAAUGUUGAGGGAUUGAGCAUUUUUUUUGUUGAGGCCGUUAAAGAUGAUGAGAAUUCAAUUCAUGACCGAGGGACGAUAAUAAUAAGAGAACUUUUGGAAUCUCUAUAUGACGAGCUGUCACUCUGUAUAAAUGAAAUAGGCAAAGGCGAAUUUGACCUAUACCAUAAUAAAAAACAUGACUAUCGCGUUGGUUCAUCACAGCAAAUGCGAAAGUUUUGGAAUUUCAAGCGAUUACUUUCAACAAUCAUUGAUGUAGCAACAGCAGCUUUUGAUUCAUUUCAGUAUCACCGGUUCUUGGUCGAUCAAGUGUUGAACAUCAGUGUAGCACUGUUAACGCUACUUGAUCUAGAGCAUAUAUUGAACGGAGGAAGAGAGCUGCUGGACAAAAUUUUUCAAAUUGAAGAUACAGACGCGGUCCUCAGCUUUUCGUUGAACUUGGCAAACGUUGGAUGGGAUAAUUACACUCAGUUUAUGCUUCCUCACGUGAUAAAAUAUUCCGCGACACAUUGGAAAAGCAACCCAAAAGUAGCAAUAUUUUUGUCACACUUGCUGCAUACGAAAGCCAUAAUAAUACCUACCGGAACUAUAUCUCCAUUAAUUACGAAAGCGGGGCUGAUACAGUUUGCGAGUUAUCCCGGCAUAAAAGAUUCAGAAAGUCUGACAGAUGAUUUACUCAAAAUUCUAAGCAGCAGUCGUAAUUGGGUUAGUGAAGUACAGAGACUUAGUCUCGUGGAUAUCGACAAACAUGUAAACGAUUUUCCUCAGCCGAGUUUAGUUGCUUCAGCUAUCAACUUGCUUUCUCACGUGGAGAUACCUUUUUCGGCAGUAGCAAGCUGUUUGACGUCUGUAAUACGAUCACUACUUGAUUGCUUGAAUGAAAGUAAAUCGUCUUUAGCAUCACCAUUUCUCAAUCAACCAUUCACGAGAGGAUUUUUUUAUGUACUGUUGGAAUAUUUAUUAGGCUUAAGCAUUGAAGCUUUUGCAGUGGCAUGCAAAAAACACAGUGACUCUUUGGACGAGGCUGUGGAUAAUCUAGCUGACAUUAUUAUCGAUGAGAUUCUUUUCAAGUAUGGCAGUAAUGAGGUGAUAUUACGAGGGACUGCUGCUUAUCUGAAUCUACUGCGAUCAAGUGGAAGACGUGCCGAUAAAUUUACAACAGACAAUCUUCAAGAGAUUUAUCACCGUUUAUCACAGAAUAUUAAUUCAUUCGGUUGUAAUCGUCGUCUUUACACUCUCAAGAUUCUUGGUCUCUAUGACCAAUUUCACCUGAAGCCAACACCAGGAUCAUCGCGUAAUAAUUAUACGGAGCCAUGUGACGUAUUCGCGAUUGCAAUUUCCGCCGAGGAAACGGAGGCGAGUGUUUCCCAAAUACGGGAGAAGACCAUGAAACUCAGGACAUUAGGAACAUUGAUAGCGUCUAGGCGCUUGCCAGAUUUUUAUAUUGACGCAGUGAUACGACUAUGUCUUGGACAAUUGACUGUCAACUUUGUCCCUUUGUGGAAUGAGACUAUUAAAGUCUUAACCAUAGCGGCUGAAAUAGACAAGAAUACUUUCUGGACUCUGCUUUAUAAUGAAUUAUCUAAAUUUAAUGACGAAUCAAAUUUUGCAGAAAAUAAUUUUUCAAACAAAGUUUUGUCAAUAUUCUUUAAUUCUACAGAGACAUCUUCACACUGGAUGAAGCUAUCUAUAUUUCACUGUCCAAAUUUAAAGAAAUACAACGAAGCAUCAGCAUUAUCACGUCGAUUCAUAGGCAACGAGUUUAACAAGUACGCUGCUCUGCAUCUUGUCUCUUUGUGCUCUCCGAGAGACGAAAGACAUGAUUAUUGGAAUUAUCAUGGACUUGUAAUAAGAACGCUCACCGAAGUUCCUGAAAUAGCAGAGCAACGGUCAAGACAAUUGAUCCCUUUAUUUUUCCGCUUUGCCGAGUCAAAGUAUGAAAAGAUCGCAGAAGACUAUUUGGGACUGCGCACAAGAGAAACCGAUGAUGACAUUCAGGAGACUGUCAAUCCUUUACAGCAAGAGUCCAAGGUUUCGUUAAUGGAGAUUGAUUCCGAUACUGAUGUUGUGGUACUUGAACAAUCAGCCCAUGUUUCGCGAAAUGCAAUGCUUCAAUUUCUCCGACUAUUUGCGAAAUUCAAGAAUCCACAAUCCCUCUACAAAUCCGCCCAACUUCGUGAGCUGUAUCUACGGCUAUUGGCCAAGGGUGACACCACACUGCAAUCUGUCGCUCUCGACUGUCUUUUUACUUGGAAAUCAAAGCUUACAUUGUACAAAGAAAAUCUCAAUAAUCUUGUGGAUGACAACAGGUUUCGCGACGAGCUCUCGACAUUCUCACUUGCAAAAGAUUUCUCCUCAAUCGAGUUUAUGCAUCGUCCUGAAGUAAUGCCAAUAGUAAUUCGCAUUCUUUAUGGAAGAGCUAUUGCACGAAGAAGCAAGGCCGCAAAAGGUGGAUUAAGGGCAAAGAGAACAGCUGCGUUGGCGGCCUUAUCUAACUGUUUAGAAUCUGAACUGAAACUAUUAGUCGAUUUGUUAUUAGAACCAUUUGAAGAGAUUCGAAAACAACCAGGAAUUGUCGGCUCAGAAUUUUCUUUUGCAGAUGUCGAGUUCGGCAGUGCCAUUCCUUACCGAAAGCAAGUCGGAUUCUUGAAACUUUUAGAGGACCUGUUGAGAUUGCUUGGCACAUAUCUUGUAUUCUCUAUGCAUGAUAUAUUUAAGGUAGUACUGUAUAUUGCCAGAGACUCCCAUAAACUUUUAGAGAGAAUCGAUACCAACAAUCUUGAUGCAAAUGACGACACAGACUCUGUCAAAACAAUUACCGACAGCGUCAAUGAAGAAACCGAUAAUUUGCGUGGUCUUCGACAACAACACAAAACCUUGCGCCAACUAGCCAUAAAACGCAUAGCAGACUUUUUCAAGAUCCGCGUCUCUUUCAACUAUAACCCUUACAUUGCUGCACUGUACAAUGAAUUGAUCUCUCCUCGAAUACUUAAACUCGGAAUCGAAUCGACGCAAGCACCAUCACCUCUGAUGAAAUUGAUUUACGUUUGGGCUUCACGCAAAGAAUAUUUGCCGUUCCUUGUUGAUUUCGACCCGAGGGUCUUACCUGCAAUUUUUUCUUGCUUAUCCGCAAAGAAAGUACGCGACUCGGUGUUCUCUGCUGUUUUGGACAUUAUCGAGAAUAUUCUAAAAGUAUGCAAAGAUGAAUCGAACUUGAAGAUUGGUGAUCAAGAUGAAUCGUUAUCGCUCGUAAACAAAAUCCUAAUCCCGAACGUACCAUCAUUACUGGAUAAUCUGGAACAAGUAUUGCUCCAAUCCAGUUCAAAAAAGUCAUUUGGAAAGAAUACAUUCUCUCGACGUGAGAUUUCAAUUUUGGCGCAAGUGUCAGGAUACGUUCAUGAGGGCGAUCAGGCAGCGAAAAUAGUUGAACUUUUAAUUCCGUAUCUGCACAAGCCGGCACAACUCAUACCAGAGCUCGUCAAGCUAGACAUUUUGCGAAUUUUUCAGAGUUUUAUUCGCAUAAUUCCCGGAUUUUCUGUGGAGACGGACUUGUUUAGAAAAUAUUAUAAAUUUGUAUCUACACUGUUCACUGCGCUUCGAUUAAGAGAAUCCAGGAUGGUCUUGCAAGACAUCUUUAGCAUUUUUGCUGAGCUUAAACCCAGUUUCUGUACAGUAGCAAAGCUAAUUGCAGAAAUGAACGCAUUUUCCAUCAUUCGACUAGAUGAACCGGAUUAUGAAGUUCGUCUGGGUGCGUUCAACAAGAUAAACACCGAACUUUAUAAGGGCUUGACGCCCGAAGAAUGGUUGCCGAUUCUUUAUAAUUGUCUUUUCUAUAUCCAAGACCCUGAAGAACUUUCAAUACGAAAUAACUCUUCGUUUUGUAUAACUCAAUUCAUACGCUGCUGUGCUGCUGCCGAUACAUCAGAUGUUCGAGGAGACAUGGAAUUACUUGUCAAGCAAGUGAUUUACCCCGGCAUCAAGUUAGGUGUACGAUUACCACUCGAAUUGGUUCGCCAAGAAUACAUAUCAAUAUUGGAUCAGUGUGUCCGUAAUCUCGCAUCGAUGCCACAGUUUGCGGAUCUAGUCCCACUGCUUGCAAAUAAUGAUGAAGAGGCAAACUUCUUUAAUAAUAUUUAUCAUCUUCAGAACCAUCGUCGAGCACGAGCUUUGAAAAGAUUUUCAAACGAAUGUAAUAUCGGAGCAUUUUCAACCGCAUCCCUUACCCAAAUAUUUUUGCCAUUAAUCAGACACUUUAUCCUUGCGGCUAAAGAGAAAUCUGAUCCAGUUGUAAUGUCUGAGGUCAUCGGAGCCAUUGAAACUAUUGCCAGACAUUUGCCUUGGGGUAAAUAUUAUAACCUGGUACUUUAUUAUUUAAAACUUGUAUCGAAAGAGAAGCGUCUGGAAAAAUUAUUAGUAAAAGUAAUUAUUGCUAUUCUUGAUGGAUUCCAUUUUGAUGUUUCUAAGGCAAAUAUCACUUCCGAGAACAGUCUUUCUGAUGCCAUCGAGACGUCUACAAAAGUGAUGAACAAACCCGACAUGUCUUCGACAGAUAAGGAUGGAUUAGGCUAUGGAGGGGAGGAGCAAAACCAACUUGUCCAUGAAAAAGAUAAGGAAGUAGUAGAAAUUGAUGAUGACGGUUAUGACAAGGAAGAAGAUGAGAAAGAUGAGGAUGAAGAGGGAAAGGAAGAGGGAAGGGAAGAGGGAAAGGAAGAGGGAAAGGAAGAGGGAAAGGAAGAGGGAAAGGAAGAAGAAAGCGAAGAUUAUGCUAGUGAUGACAACGAAUACGAUGAGAAUGAAGAAAUGGAUGAGGAGAAAGAAGAGAGGGAAAAGAUAAAUCAGGGAAAACAGUGUGUUUCACCCGAUGAAGCAGAACGGAUGAUUGCAACAAAGAUACAUGAUAAGAUAAUCAAAAGAGUUGUACCUGACCUUAACGAAUACCUUGCCCAAGGAACUGAAGAGACUAUCGCAAUCAGAGUACCGAUUGCCUUUGCGAUUGCCAAACUUUUAAAGGCUCUACCGGAACGUUCUCUCCAAGUGCAACUACCUAGUCUUCUAACAAAAGUCUGCCAUAUUCUCAAAAGUCGCGCUCAGGAUACUCGGGAUAUCACCAGGGAUACGCUCAGCAAAAUCAAUAAUUUUCUUGGCCCCAAAUUUUUUGACUAUAUUCUAAAGGAACUCCAAGCCGCUUUAACGCGUGGAUAUCAGCUUCAUGUUCUCGGCUACACUCUUCACUCGCUUCUUGCAACUAUUGUUCCAACGAUAAGUGUUGGUGACUUGGACUAUUGUCUACAAUUGAUCAGCGAGAUUAUGAUUAACGAUAUCUUUGGCAGUGUCGGGGAGGAAAAAGAUGCCGAAGAAAUUCCGGCUAAAAUAAAAGAAAUGAAGACGAACAAGAGUUUUGAUUCUUUUGAGCUUAUUACAAAAGUAAUUGAUUUCCGAAAUGUUGGCAUCUUGUUGGUUCCACUGAAAGAAAUAAUGAGCGAGACCAUAAGUCUGAAAGUUUUGCAUAAAGUGGAUGAGGUGUUGCGAAAGAUGUCUGUAGGGCUUAAUGCUAAUCCAAAAUUUGAAGUCAACGAGUCGGCAAUCUUUUGUCGAGGCCUUAUUUCACAAAAUCUCGAGUUGAUUCAAGACAAACCAAAAUCGAAAGUUGCCAAAACGCUUAUGGAAGAGAAUUACGCUGUUCAACUGAAACGUGAUAACGCUAUUCAUUCGCACGACGAUUUUUAUUCAGUCAAUGCACACCGAUUUGUGAAAUUUGGCUUGUCUCUGUUAUUGUCAGCAUUGAAACACGAGAAAUUUGAUACACAUUCGGAGGAACAACUGGCUCUACUCAAUUCAUUUGUGGAUAUUGUUGGGAACGCCAUGUUUUCGAAACAUCCGUCAAUUAAUAUUUUAGCCGUCAGAGUAUUGAGUGUUUUAUGCAAGUUGCGUCUGCCUGCGCUGAAUAACGCGUUUCCGGUGACUGUGAAACAGACCUUUUCGCUGAUCAAAGGUACAGGAUCGACUGGAAGCGAACUCUGCCAGGCGUGCUUCAAAUUGCUUACUGUUCUUAUACGCCAUUGUAAGGACGUUGAAAUAAAAGAACACCAACUAGCCUAUCUCAUUGAUACUAUUCGACCAGAUCUCGAAGAACCAGAAAAGCAAGGCGUGACAUUUUCGUUAAUCAAAGCAAUAAUUUCGCGAAAGUUUAUAGCCCCCGAAAUUUACGAUUUGAUGCAAGAAGUUUCUGAGAUUAUGAUUACCAACCAAAGCGCAUUUGUUCGAGACUUGUGCCGACAAGUUGUAUUUCAAUUCUUGCUUGACUAUCCUCAGGGACGUGGUCGAUUGAAGACUUUCAUGGCCCUUUUAGCAAAGAAUUUAAACUACAUUUACGAGAGUGGACGGCAAUCGGUUAUGGAAAUGUUGAAUUUGAUCUUUGUCAAGUUUCCUCAGAACAUACUUAUGGAAUAUACAGAAAUGUAUUUCUUGGCUCUUGUCAUGUCCCUCGUAAACGAUGAAUCAAGCAAAUGUAGAGAGAUGUCUGGUGCGCUUAUAAAACGUCUUCUGCUGCGCAUGGAUGGCGAAAGGAUUAAAAUUAUCUAUAGUUUGCUCGAUAAAUGGUUUGUCAGCACAGAGAAAAAGAGCCUACAGCGGACUGCUGCCCAAGUCUAUGGCUUGAUUGUCGAAGCAUAUGGAGAAAAGUUUAAACCACGGGUUACGGAUCUUACCGCUCAGCUUGAAUCUUUAAUGAAAACCAGUUUGGAAAUCAUGCAAGAUGCUGAUAGAAUAGAGGCGGAUGACGAUAAUAUGGCAUUGGACGUUGAUUGGGAGAUUGGCUAUUACGCUCUUAACACUUACUCGAAACUUUUGAAAGCAUUCCCGGAGACAGUUUACGCACAGUAUUCUACAAAUCUAUGGAUACUCAUCGAAGAGCAUCUGCUCUAUCCACACGCCUGGAUAAGACUAUCGGCCGCUCGAUUACUCGGAGUUUAUUUCUCGGGCUUGAAUCCUGAGACCAUAAUAAUAAGCGGAACGCAAAAUAAUUUUCUGACGCGUGCUACUUUGAAAGAGAUUGCUAUACGUACGACCGUCCAGCUCAAGAGCAUAUAUCUGAACGAAGAACUUGGAACGCAAAUUGUAAAGAAUUUAUUUUUUGUUGGAAAAUGUUUUUUUUACAUGAAACCCGAGGAAGACCUUAAUGAGACUGAACAGAAUGGCACCUUGGAACCUUCCGAAGACUUUAGUCAGGACAACAGUUUGGAGCGGUCCAAAAGUACUGAGCCUUUGUCAUGGUUGCUUAUGCGGCUUUCUCAUCAAUUAAGAUUAAUCAAGGUGACAAACCCAGCACAUGCAUUACACCGAACAUGCAUAUUUAAAUGGUUCGCUGCCAUGGCGAAUUUCCUUCCUGUAUCCGUUUUACUAUCUUAUCUCGAAACGAUCAUAUCACCAAUUUAUCGAUUUGUCAAUGAUGAGACAAACAAAGGCAAAGAAACAGAUGAGAUUAAACGCCUCGGUUAUGAGGUACUCGAUCUUAUUCAAAAACGCGUGGGUGUUACCGAGUAUCAUAAUGUCUAUAAUAAGAUCCGACAACAAGUCGCAGAAAUACGACGCGAGAGAAAGAAAAAACGCGUAAUUCAGUCAAUCGUAAAUCCAGAGGCUGCCGCCAAGCGUAAAGUACAAAAGAACGAGAUGAAAAAGAAAAGCCGUAAGCGCAAGAAUGCAGAGUUUGCCAGAAUGAAAACACGGUAUAGCGUGACAAAGAAGCGUCGGACCGAAUAA
Paraglomus occultum is the source of this 8445-nucleotide messenger RNA. NCBI's taxonomy places the organism in Eukaryota, Fungi, Glomeromycota, Glomeromycetes, Paraglomerales, Paraglomeraceae. The record is from the annotation of a GenBank genome assembly.